CUGCCUCCCUCGUCACCUCUGCGUCGCGCGCGCGUCACCUCACCCCUUCACCCUUCCCCAGCUUCCAAUCCCCUUCUUUACGACUCCCGUCAUCAUGGCCACAGAAUACGAUAACGAAAACGGUCGCUACGACGACGAGCCUCGUUUCGCUCGCGAUCGCAGCGCAUCCCCUCGCGAUGAGCCUCGUGCUGAUCGUACCCGCAGCCGUUCUCCCAACGUCCGCAUGGAAGACCGCGCUCCCCCCAUCGACCCCCGUAAGCAGCUGGACGAUGAUGAGGAGGGUGCUCUCAACACUGGCUCCAACCUCUUCGUUACCGGCAUCCACCCCCGUCUGACUGAGUCGGAUAUCAUGCGUCUCUUCGAGAAGUACGGCGAUGUCGAGAACUGCUCGAUCAUGCUGGACCCUCACUCCAAGGAGUCUCGUGGAUUCGGUUUCGUCAAGAUGGUGACCUCCGACCAGGCCGACGCCGCCAAGGAGGGUCUCCAGGGCGAGGUCAUCGAAGGCCGCACUCUGAGCAUCGAGAAGGCUCGCCGUAGCCGUCCCAGAACCCCGACCCCCGGCAAAUACUUCGGUCCUCCUAAGCAUUUCCGUGGAGGUCACCGUGGUGGCGGCCGUGGUGGGGAUCGCUACGACGACCGUCGUGGUGGUUACGGUGGUAGCUGGCGCCGUGGUGACGACUACCGCUAUGGCCGCUACGACUCCUACAGCGACCGUCGCGAUUACGGCGGCCGUGAUUACCGUGACUAUGGUGGUCGCCGCGACUACCGUGACGACUACAGCAGCUACCGUGGCGGCGGUGGUGGCGGCAUCGAUCGCUACGCUUCCGGUGGUGGUCGCGAGGACCGUUACAGCCGUGAUGACCGCCGUGACGAUCGCCGUGACGAGCGUCGUGGCACUGGCGCCAGCGGCGGCGGUGGCUACUACGACCGCGAUGCGAACGCUGCCAGCUACGGCGGCUCCUCUGCUGCUCCGGCGCGGGACGCCUAUGCCGGUGGUGGUGGCAGCAGCGGCGGCGGUGGUGGCCGGUCUUACGAGCCCCGUGGUGACGACCGGUACAGCUCCAGGUAGGUGAAGUUGUCUUGAUCAUCUCAGCGGUCGGAUCAGGGCCAGAGAGCGCGUCCCCUCUCCCAGUAAUGGGUUUGUCUAGGCUUCCCCCUUCUUUCCUUACCCCUGCGUCGUUGUUGUUUUUCUCUGACAUUCCCUUGCUUCCUC
Molecule: messenger RNA, 1213 nt
Organism: Aspergillus heteromorphus CBS 117.55
Lineage: Eukaryota; Fungi; Ascomycota; Eurotiomycetes; Eurotiales; Aspergillaceae
Product: RNA recognition motif domain-containing protein
Exons: 4
Coding region: 95-1069 (324 amino acids)
Biological process (GO): positive regulation of mRNA splicing, via spliceosome
Cellular component (GO): spliceosomal complex
Molecular function (GO): RNA binding
Source: RefSeq, a predicted model, not a curated record